AUGACGGAUUUUGGAGGCAUCCAUGCCUUCUUCUCGGGAGCGAGACGCAACACGUUGCGGUCCCGCUCUUCCUGCGACGUGCCGACAGAAGUACUGGCACCUCGCUGUGAAGUGGUGUCCAUAGGAGAACCGACACCACUGUUAGCGCCCGAGUCUCGCGACCUCGAGCGCCUUCGCUACGGCGAUGGUUCAUCUGAUUCUUCUGAUGAACCAAAGAUGCUACGACGCGUAGCAUCAUCCAUGCCACGCUUGGCAGGCGGCUUGGUUUCGAUCGCCUUUGAUACAGAUCCAUCUUCAGUAUCGGGAGAGUAUGAGACACCGAGCUCAUACUCUGUGAAGACAUGA
Molecule: messenger RNA, 345 nt
Organism: Peronospora matthiolae
Lineage: Eukaryota; Oomycota; Peronosporomycetes; Peronosporales; Peronosporaceae
Source: the annotation of a GenBank genome assembly